CGCUGCUGUCCGGCCUAACUGUCCUCCUCUCCGCCUAGUUGCUCCCGACCAAACACGACAGCUUCACUUCAGACGCCGCCGCCGCGCUCCCCUCCACCCUAUACAAGAGCCCAGAUGCAUCGGCAGCUCAGCCUCUCACCGGGGCCGAAGCAGCAGCUGCAGCAGCAGCAAGAGCACGACGGCGUCGGCGUCGGCGGCGGCGGCAGCGACGCGGCGGAGGUGAUGGCGGUGCCGGAGGAGUCCACGGCGGCCAAGGCCGGCGGCCGGCUGGUCAGGGAGGAGAGGACCAUCCACCUCAUCCCGCUGCUCACUUUCCUCUGCUUCCUCCUGCUCUUCCUCUUCUCCCACGACCCUUCCUCCUCCGAUAUGUCAAGCUUCAGCGAUGCAGGGAGAACUGGCAACCGGAGGCUGAGGAUGCUGUGAACUUCUUCUAGGGGCAUAUAUUAUCACCAUGUUUUCCUGAUCCGUUUUGGAUCGGAUAUUGCAAUGUAUUUUGCUCUCAGACACUGCAGCUGCAUAGUAUUCAACUACUGAAUCAGCGGUAUUAGUGAUGUAAUCUGAAAUUGUAUGCUCGCCUUUGGUGAGUUCUUGAUCAUUUGAGGUGCCUCUGAAGAAUAAAUGAGGGGCCAUGGCUUAACAGAA
This is a messenger RNA of Oryza brachyantha (malo sina), 642 nucleotides long. RefSeq lists its product as uncharacterized. The coding region runs from base 115 to 423 and encodes 102 amino acids. NCBI's taxonomy places the organism in Eukaryota, Viridiplantae, Streptophyta, Magnoliopsida, Poales, Poaceae. The record is from RefSeq and is a predicted model, not a curated record. The transcript is spliced from 2 exons.